AUGGACUUCGACAGAGUUUCCUGGGUCCUUACCUUAGGCAAUGUCGUUAUUUUGAUGUUGACACACAAUUGGUACCUUCUAAACUGCGGUCUACUCUUCACGGCCAUGCCAGAUAGACCAGAGUGAGUUUUCUAAGCUAGUCCUGACAAAUUGUCUGCUUUUUCAGCGGUGUAACGGAUCAAGAAUGGGAGAAGCAAGUCCAGAUAAAGAAAAAUUCAGAGUCCUGGGGAGUGUUCAAGCUCGCAUGGUUUCUCUUGCUGUCACCCUUCUACAUGAAACUCCUUGUUCGAUUUAUCCCCAAUCCAGAUGAGGAACUCUACGAGGAAAUCGACGACGAAGAAGAAGAAGAAGAAGAAGAACAAGAAAUCUAA
Messenger RNA from Caenorhabditis sp. 36 PRJEB53466, 371 nucleotides. The record is from the annotation of a GenBank genome assembly. Lineage: Eukaryota; Metazoa; Nematoda; Chromadorea; Rhabditida; Rhabditidae.